AUGUCGUCUUUUGCAUUUGAUCAUUGUCCUGUGGAAAUUCUUCAUAUGAUAUUUGAAUAUUUAUCUGGAAAUGAAAUUCUUCAUUCAUUUGUUGAUACAAGUCUUUAUAUGAAUAAGAUUUUGAAAUCUUAUGACAAAUACAACUUUGAUUUGACAAGAAUAACAAGACAAGAAUUUGAUUUCAUAUUCUCAUAUAUUUCAUUGAAGAGAUUGUUUUCAAUAAUUUUAUCAGAUGAAAAAUUAACUGGUGGACAAAUUCAACUUUUUCUUUCACGUUAUUCUUCAUCAUUUCAUCGUUUUACUGGUCUUCGUUGUUUAACAUUUCGUCAUAUGACAAUAGAUCAACAGAAAUAUCAGUUAAUUCUUCGAGCUUUUCAACAAUUACAAAAUUUACGUUUAUUAAUUCUUGAUCAAAUCAAAUUAAUGAAUAUUCACGAUGAAUUUACAGAAGGUUUUAAUCAACUUAAUGAACAUUGUUUAGUGAACAUCAUCGAAUCACCGCACUUAACUUUAAUCCCAUUAAAAACUCGUUUACAAUAUUGGAGUAAUUCAUACGCUAUUCGACACCGAGAGUUUCUUUCCGAACAAUGGUCUCAAGUUCGAACAGUUAAAUUCAGUGUGCUUUCUGUAUAUGAAUUCCGUAUUAAUGACUUCUUGUCUGCAUUACCACGAUUAAUCUCAUUGGAUAUGAACACAGAAGACAGAGAAAAGAAAAGUUUUCUGGUUAACUUUGAUCUUGCACCAAAUUUGAGACGAUUGACUUUUCCAUUUGAUGAAUCAUUUACUUAUUUAACUACAAGAACUGGUUUAAAUACAUUAAAGUAUUUAAAACAACUUGAAAUCAAAAUUUACAAUUGUAAUGAUCCUUUGUUUCUCAAUGGGAAUCAAUGGGAACGUUUUAUAAGGAAUGCAUUUCCUUAUUUAUCAAAAUUUGAUUUUAUUUGUCAUAUUCCCGAUGAAAAAAAUCUUUCAUUGGAUUCAUUUCGAACUCGAUUUUGGUUCGAAGAGAAAAAAUGGUUUGUUGCAUUAACAAAAUAUAAGAAAUUCGACGGUUUGAAAUUAUUAACUGUGCCACAUUUCAACAAUGACAUGGAAAUUUCGCGCACAAUUAUUGAAACAACAUUACCUUCGUGUAACGAUCUUAAUCUAAAUAUUCGCGAUUUUCAUGAUGAAGAAAAUCAUUAUGAUAUUCCAUUGUGUUUUAAUCGUUAUGAACAUAUUGAACGAUUUCAUUGGGAAAAGAUUUCAUCUUUUGCAUUGAAAUUGAAUCGCAUUUGCAAUUUGAAUUCAGUGAAAAUCGUGAUACUUCCGACCUAUUGGAUGUCGUUCGAAGAUGAUUUUCAAAAAGUUUUGUAUCUUUUGGAUUCUAUGCCAAAUGUUUUUAAAAUCGUUUUUUCCGAAUGGCCAUAUAUGAAAUCCUAUUCAAAUCUCAAAUGUGCAAAUUCAAGAGUCACUUCGAUCGAAUUACCAUAUCUAUUCAAAUGUACAAUCCAUAGUGACUAUUCAGAUGCAUUUAAAGGAAUCUUUUUCCAUUCAUUUCCUAAUGUUAAACAUAUUGUUAUUAAUCAAGCGGAAAUCAAGUUAUGUUAUCAAUUUAACAAAUAUUUUUUGCCUUGGGAAAAUUUAUCGAGUCUUCAAAUCAAAUGUUUGAAUUCAGCUAAAACCAAAGAAGAUGAAAAUAGAAAAUAUAACGAAUGGAAAGAAAAAUUCUUCAAUGAAAUUUUACCUCAACUAACUCGACGCGUUUUCACAUUUUCAGACCAAUUAGAUAAAUCGAAAGACCAUGUUCUCAGUAUAUGGUUUGGACAAACAAGAUGUGAUGAUGAAGAUGACGGAAUUUCAAUUGUUUCAAAGAAAACAAUUUCUUGCUUUCAAUAUAAAAAAUGUGUUUUAUCAUAA
Messenger RNA from Adineta ricciae, 1899 nucleotides. NCBI's taxonomy places the organism in Eukaryota, Metazoa, Rotifera, Eurotatoria, Adinetida, Adinetidae. The record is from the annotation of a GenBank genome assembly.